Molecule: messenger RNA, 627 nt
Organism: Zygotorulaspora mrakii
Lineage: Eukaryota; Fungi; Ascomycota; Saccharomycetes; Saccharomycetales; Saccharomycetaceae
Product: flavin reductase family protein
Exons: 1
Coding region: 1-627 (208 amino acids)
Molecular function (GO): FMN binding; riboflavin reductase (NADPH) activity
Source: RefSeq, a predicted model, not a curated record
AUGCAUAUGCAUACCCUUUUUGUUCGAUUCCAGUCUACCAUCUCGAGGCAUCUGAUUACACAAGAGAAAUUCAAGGACAGUAUGGGGAAAAUAGCGAGCCAAGCAAUGAUUCUGUCAUCAGCAAGCAAGAAUACAGUACCUCAUAGUCAAUUGCGAGGUCUGACCGUUUCGUCGGUCACCUCACUUUCCUUGAAGCCACAGCCGCUGAUUCAAUUCAAUUUACAGCUUCCUUCGUUCACUUCUGAAGCUUUGCAUGAAACGAACUGUUUCGCUAUACAUCUGCUUAUCCCCAAUAAAGUUUCCAUUGAACUGGCAAAAAAUUUCAGUAAAGGUGCGAUCAAAAAUGAGGCAGAUUCUACCUUCUCGCCCACCAAACCUUUCGAGAACUUGGUUGAACAUGUACAUUAUGAUACUUACAGAAUAGCGGGAAGUGACCUAGUUAUCCCUAUAUUAAAGAAUUCCGAAAGAGUGCUUCUUUGUGAGAAAAAAGAGGUCUUUAGGGUUGGUGACCACGAAAUAUGGGUUGGCAAAGUUGAGGAUAUCCUAGUCAAUGAGGAAAAAACUACUGGAGGUUUACUCUAUUGUAACAGGAAUUUCCAUUUGCUAGGAAACAAGAUAACUAACUAA